Messenger RNA from Trichophyton rubrum CBS 118892, 7866 nucleotides. RefSeq lists its product as uncharacterized. Bases 1 to 7866 code for a protein of 2621 amino acids. The transcript has 2 exons. The record is from RefSeq and is a predicted model, not a curated record. Gene Ontology annotation, cellular component: nucleolus; 90S preribosome; small-subunit processome. Lineage: Eukaryota; Fungi; Ascomycota; Eurotiomycetes; Onygenales; Arthrodermataceae.
AUGGUUACAGCGUCCUCGAGCCAGCGGAGCAAGCUUCCGAGGCUGCAGAAAGGCGGCACUGCAACUACCAAAUCCCACCGAUGGGAGCCCUUCUCCCAGCGCGUCCUGAAGCUCAAGAUCGACCCUGUCCAUCGAGUGCGCCGGACGACCUUUGGUGAAGAUGACGACGAUGAGACCUCCUCCUGCUUUAGAGCCUCCCUGGAUCAUUGGGUGGAACUCAAUCUGUCCGAGAAUUUUACAAAUUUUGUCCAGCGUGUGGAUCGGUUAUGCGAGAACCUGCCGCAGGUACUAUACCACCAGGAUGCGAUAAUGGGCUUGUUGGUGGAAUAUAUUGAGAAGAAGGACGAAUUGAGCAUGGAGCCGCUUCUAAGUUUGAUGGCACAGUUCGCGCGGGACCUUGGGUCAAGAUUUGAGAAGCACUUCGCAGCCGCUGUUCAAUUGAUUGCUGCUGUUGCGGCCACCCAUCCAAGCAUCGAUGUUAUAGAAUGGAGCUUUACCUGUCUGGCCUGGAUAUUCAAAUUUCUCUCGCGUCUUCUUGUACCAGACCUCAGACCUCUGCUGGCCAUAAUGACACAUUAUCUUGGAAAGGAGCAUCAGAAGCACUUUGUUUCUCGUUUCGCGGCGGAAUCAGUCUCAUUUCUUAUCCGUAAAGCCGCAGCGGUCUACUACAAGGACAAAAAACCUCUCGAACGAGCAGUAACUUUUCUGCUCGAGGAUCUGGCUAAGACCAGUGCUGAAGGACGCAAGGUCAUGGCUUACCAGGAGGGACUCAUGGCUAUGUUUGCAGAUGCGACAAAGGGCGUCAAGAGUGCUGUUCACUCUAAUGGCAUUGAUAUACUACGAUGCCUAAUGAAGGCUGUAGGCGUUAAAAACCAAGAACAAAGUGCCUUAUCGGAAUCGGUUUUAAGUGGUGUCUUGAUCAGCCUCGUACACUAUUGUACUGCGGAAACCUUUCGUCCGGUCCUGGACGCCGUUUGUCAAUAUAAUGAAUCAAUAUCGGCCAAAGAUAAGGCCGUUGUUACUCGAGUCGGUUGCCAUACUCUAUUCCUUUGUAUCGUUGCGAGAAAGGGCUCUCGAGUGGAGGACUGGAACAGAGCCCUAACUGCCCUACUACGUCUUCUCGCAAAGGCAACAGAAACCAACGUCUUUCCAGACAACUCCAUUGAACAACUACUCGGGUCAGUGGCAUUUGCCAUUCAUGCUUCGCCCAUGGAUGAGUUAUUACCACAUAUGCGCCAGCUCAUGGAUUCUGUUACACACCAGAAGCUAUCUAAACACUUUAUACCAUUUUGUGACUUGGUGGCAGGAUUGGACCCAGAAAGGUUCCAAAGUGUUGUCCAUCCAUAUCUUCAAAAGUUUAUAGUUGCUUUAUGGAGAGAUCAUGAGGAAGGGCUCUGUGUAGUUUUACCCCGUCUUCAGUCAUCUGGCACAGUUACCUCGAAUUCCUCUAGGCCCGGCUCAUUAAGCUGCCCAAAUCCGUGGAAGACUAUUAUAUCCGGAAGAUUCAACUCGUCUAGUCCUGACGAAGGGGAAAUAGCUCUACUUAGCGCGUAUUCAAAACUUCCGGACGCUAUCAGCUUCUCCGCGGAACCUUCUAUAAUUCCCGACUUAGUUGAUAGCUUGCACCAAAAAAUUCGACUGACUCUAGAGUCUGGUUCAUCAGAGAAUCCCGAGGCUAUGUUUUCUCUUGGUCAGGGGCUGUUGGCCUAUGUUCGUUUUUCCAAUGGGCUGGGGCAGCUAGAUAAUACACUAUGGCCUUUGCUCUGUUCCAAAGCCAGCCAAUAUUCGAGGAUUCCGGUCUUUUUAGAGGCUGUAUCCACUUAUGCAUCACUUAUUCGUGAACCUCCUGAGGUUUCUGAUGUUGAUCUCGACCAAUUUGCAAAUGCUCUACUUGCGAAUCUGUCAAGCCCCUCACAUAGACUCAGGCUACUAUCUUUGGACAUAUUUCAGCUCAUCUUCACGUGGCUAAAGAUCGAGGAUCCUUGUUUACCACUCGCGCGAAGUAUUGAAACCAGCGAGCUUACUCUCCAAGCAGCCAGGGUCAUAUCCAUGGAUGUACGUCGGCUCGGAGUUAACUACGCUCAAUCGUCCGGCAAGAGAUGGAUUGCUCGACUGGUUCCCAGUUUUUGUUUUGGUUUGCUAUGGAAAAGGCUUGCUUCUGUAUGGGAUGAUGCAUGUGAAGCUAUGAAGGUAAUAUGUGAAACUGACGCUGGUGAACGCGUUGUUUCCGAAAUCGCGAUGAACUGGCUCCACAGUACACCUAUUGAAGAUACCUCAGGGCAUAACCCCCCGGAUUCUGCGGCGAAUAUCUCAUCCACGACAUCUGAAUACGGGUGUUAUAAUGUUAAAAAUGUCCAAAAGGCCAUGCAUAGCUCAUUCCGUACAAACGAGGAUGCCAGUUCAUCGUUAUUAAAUGAUUUUAGAUCUUCACAUUCUCCACAACCUCUAUCAGCAAAAAAUGCAAGGAGUCAGGCGCUCAGGGUUCUUAAUGCGGUUCCUAAAAUUGCCGAAAAAAGGUCUCGUCAAAUAGUCCCACUCUUUUUAUCAUGGGCCUCGCGCGACGAAACUUCUGUACAUAUCCCCGAAGACAUGCUAUCUAUCGAGAAGGACGAUAUCUCAAGCGAUUCCCAGCAAGGGUGGACUAUGCAAGACAAGAAGUCGAUGUUGACUCUCUUUGGAAAGUUUAUCAAUCCUAAGGUCCUCUACCAAGCUUCAGAGGCUCACGAUGCGAUAUCGAAUCUUCUAUGCAACGGCGAUCUGGAGGUACAAAAGCUUGCUCUCAAUGCUGUGUUUACAUGGAAGUUCCCUGCAGUCCGACCCUAUGAACAAAAUCUCCUCAAUUUGGUUGAUGAUUCCCGAUUCAAGGAUGAGCUGGGUAUAUUUGUUCAUGUUGGCAAGGAUAACAGCUUGAUCAAGAGUGAACACAUAGAGGGGUUGUUCCCUUAUAUUCUGAAGCUCCUUUACGGCAAAAUGGUUGCUCGGGCGGGUUCUCGAGGCUCACUUGGCCGCCAGGAAGCACGACGGAAAGCUAUACUACGAAUAGUCUCACAGCUUCCAGACGACCAAUUUUCUGAGUUUGUUCAGAUCUCAUUUGGUUCUCUAGGGUCUAUUGCAUUAAUCAACGACCAUGGUGUGGUCAAAGACGAUAUCUUAAAUCGAGAGUUUAUGAGUGUGAGAAGACAGCUCGGUUUAUUGAAUAUGGUUGAAACAAUGUUCUCCAUCUUGAAGAGAAAAAUGUCACCGUUCGUUAACCAGACUAUGAAUGUGGUCCUUUAUUGCCUUAUCCGGGCGUAUAGACAACUCGCUCAAAGCGAAGCAUUUACCUCGGAUGAUAGCAUUCAGCUCGGCCUUCUACGCAACAUUCGACAGUUAGGUGUCAAAUGUCUGGAUUUGGUUUUCUCUGUGUCUCCUACAGUUGAUUGGGAACCAUUCAUUCCUCUUAUAUUCUCAGAAGUAGUCAACCCAAGGCUCAACAACUUUGCAGUGGAAACUGCCCAGGCAGUGUCUGGAUUACUUCAGCUCUUCCGUACUUGGGCUUCUAACCCAAGAUCAGCAAUGUAUUUCAAGGGAACAGGCAUUAUAUGUCGUGUCGUUGAUUGUUUAGCCACGGAAUCAGCACGAGACGAGGUGAAGAUAUUUGUUUUGGACGAAGUCCUAACGUCGCUGGUCGGCGUGUGCAUCGACAAGAAGGUGGAUGAAGAGGGUGACAUUGAUACGUCGGCACCAUCACCAGAAGCCAUUCACAAAAUGGUCCUGGGGCCCCAUAUGGAAUAUGUAUUGGCCCAUCUGGAAGAUUUUCUUAAGGAACAACCUCCCCGCCACAUCCUUGGCCCUGCUGUUGAACUGCUAUCCAGAAUUUCCACCCUUGUUGUAUCGUCUGCAGAGACCUCUAAGCUUAUCAGCACUACUAUAUUUUUGCUUCAACAACCCCCGGAUCGUGUUCCGCCAAAAACAAAAGGUCGCCUUCUCAAAGUUCUGCAACACUUCCUACCUCUAUUUCAGCAGCAAGACCACCCAGAACUUACUCAGCGUAUAUUUGAAGUUCUUUCGUCUCUUUUCGACUAUUUCAAAGACCAGCCAAAUCGUGUGUCUCUAGCCGCCGUGUUUGACAUAUAUGUUGCCAACGACCCGGAAUUAGUUGAAAUUGGGAAACUCGUUGCCGACCUGAAUUCAAUGUCAACAAAGCGAUUGGAUGAGGUUGAUUUUGACCGACGACUCAAGGCCUUUGCUGUGAUAAAUGAAGAAAAGCAUUCUUCACUUACAGCCAGGCAAUGGAGGCCACUUUUGUUCAAUAUAAUCUACAAUCUUAAAGACGAGGAAGAACUUGCCAUUCGGUCGAGUGCCUCACUCAGCAUCAAACGGUUCAUUCAAGUCACAAAGAUCCGAGAAGAAAAGUCAAAUUCAGGAUAUCACGACUUGGUUGAAAGAGUUCUUCUUCCUGCCCUUCGCAAUGGCAUCAAGCAAAGUGCGGAAAUAGUUCGAGCGGAAUUUGUGUCCCUUCUUGGCUGCUUGGUUCAGGAACACACCAAACUUCAAGCUGUGAAGGAUAUGCAUGACUUAUUAGCUGGAGGUGAUGAUGAGGCAUCAUUUUUCAAUAAUAUCCUUCAUAUACAGCAACAUCGGCGCCUGCGUGCAUUGAGGAGGCUUGCUACUGAGGUUACCAAAGGCAAGAUCCAAGCUACCAAUACCAGCACGAUAUUUUUCCCUCUUGUUGAGCACUUCGUUUUCCAGCAAUCCGAAGACGAAAAUGCUCAUAACUUAAUAGCUGGAGCUGUUACAACAAUUGGUUCCCUGAGUGAGGCCAUCACGUGGAACCAAUUUAAAGCUAUCUUCCGCCGAUACCAGGGGUAUAUCAAAAGCAAGCCUGGAUUAGAAAAGACCGUUAUCCACCUCCUCAGCCAAAUGACAGAUGCUCUUUCUCGUGCUGUUUCGGGCAAAGCCACUUCAGCGAUUGCUGAGGAAGUCACUGGAGAAGAAAUGGAAAUAGAGGAUAGCCCAGCGGUCCAGACAAUGCUUAGCGCUUCAAUUCCUAAUGGUACCAAAUUAACGGCUGAACUGAAGACGAACUUCAUUCCUUUCCUGACUGGAUUUACCAACAAGCGAAGUGAGUCUGACGUUUUGUUGCGUCUUCCUGUAGCAGUAGCAGCCGUCAAACUACUGAAACUGCUACCUGAAGAAGAUAUGGCAUUGAUGCUUCCUUCUCUUCUUAUGGAUGUGUCUAAUAUCUUGCGCAGUCGUGCGCAGGACACCAGAGAUACAGCAAGAAAAACUCUUGCAGAUAUUGCUAUUAUUCUGGGGCCGUCAUAUUUUGGUUAUAUCCUUACGGAGUUGAAGGGAGCUUUAAGCAGAGGAUACCAACUUCAUGUGCUUUCCUUCACGGUUCAUUCUAUCCUCGUUGUAACUGCGGAUGAAUUUGAGGUUGGUGCGUUAGAUCAAGACCUGAGUACUUUGGGUGAAAUCAUUAUGGACGAUAUAUUUGGUACCGUUGGCCAGCAGAAAGAUGCCGAAGAAUACGUCAGUAAGAUGAAGGAAGUUAAAAGCAGUAAAAGUUAUGAUUCUGCUGAGCUGUUGGCCAAGAAUGCUAGCAUUCGGCACAUCUACGACCUUAUUCGGCCAAUCCAACAGCUUUUGCAGGAGAAACUUACAACCAACCUUGUGGGCAAGAUAGACGAGCUAUUACGACGCAUCGGCAUUGGCUUAUUGAGAAAUCCAGAGGUAGAAAGCCGUGACUUUCUGAUGUUCUGUUAUGAAGUGAUCAAAGAAUCAUACAAGGUACCUGAACCAGUUCUAGACAACGACGAAUGGAAAAUAAGAAGUCGAUUCCUCGUCCAAGUUGCAUCUAUUCGAAAGAAAAGUGGUGGAAGUACUACGUCCUACCUUUACAAGCUUGCCCGCUUUAGCUUGGAUACCCUUCGCUCAGUCCUCAACAAAUACAACUCCCUGUUGACUGCGGAUAACGUAGCUGGCUUUGUCCCAAUUAUCGGUGACUCGAUAGUUCAAGGAUACGAAGAAGUCAAACUCUCUGCAAUUCGACUCUUAUCUACCAUCAUCAAACUUCCCUUGCCUGAGCUUGACAAGAAUGCGGAUGUAUAUAUCGUUGAAUGUGUCAAGCUGAUGAGGGAAUCGCAAAGUUCGCACACCGAUGCAUCUCAGGCGGCUCUUAAGCUUGUUUCUACUGUUUUGCGGGAGCGGAAAUGUACCACUAUCAAGGAUUCAUAUCUUGCAUACCUUUUGAAACGCGUGUCUGCAGACAUCGAUGAGCCCGAUCACCAAGGAAUCGUGUUCAAUUUCAUCAGAGCCGUGAUGUCACGUAAGUUCAUGGUACCGGAGAUCUAUGAAGUCGUUGAUAAGAUCUCUGCCAUGAUGAUAACGAACCAUACGCGGAAUGCUCGGGAUCUGGCAAGGGGUACGUACGUGCAAUUCCUGGUUGAGUACCCGCAAGCAAAGAAUAGAUGGACAAAGCAGAUGGCAUAUCUCGCAAAAAACUUGGAUUAUACCCAUAGGGAAGGUCGAGAGUCUGUGAUGGAAGCCAUCCAUCUCAUCCUAGCAAAGACAAAUGGGGAGUUAGCUCAGGAGAUGGUGGACACUUUUUUCAUUCCACUCGUGAUGGUUAUGGCCAAUGAUGAGGCACCUACUUGCCGAGAGAUGGCUGGCUCUCUUCUUGGAACUAUUUUUACUCGUGCUGAUGCUGAGCAUCUGAAGGCGAUACUGUCGCCGCUAGAGUCCUGGCUCGAACAGUCUGAUAAUAUAGCUCUUACGACCACAGGACUGCAGGCCAUUCGAAUAUUCUUCGAGUCUGACGCUAAUAACAAAGACAGAUACGCCAGGUUCGUCACCGAGCUUCUCCCUGGUAUCAUGAGCCUUUCUUUGGAUAAUAGGGAAGCAAAUGAGUGGGAGAUUUUAUACUAUUCUCUUCAGCUCUUCGUGAAACUGUCGAAGUUAUUCCCGAGUGUCACAUUAAACCCGUCCUGUGUAAAGGUCUGGUCUCAAGUCCUCCAAAGUCUGUGUUAUCCUCAAGCCUGGGUACGAUCGUGUGCGGCGAACCUUGUUGGUGUCUGGCUGGCAGACGUAGCCAAAGCUAAUUCAUCGAUUGGAUAUUCAUCCAUUCCUCUGGUUGGCUCUUCAGGCUUGGUACUAGACGAUACGUUGAUGCUUCAAAUAACCCGUUCAAGCAUGUUUUGUUUGAAGACACCAAACAUAUCAGAGGAUCUUGCAAUUCAGAUUGUUCGAAAUCUAAUAUUCCUUGGCCGCUGCUUUGCGCAGAAUAAUCUGGUACUUCCUCAAAAGGAGGCUGAAGAGGUUGAAGGAAGUGAAUACGAAGAAGAGGAUCCUGUAUCCAAUUCUAAGCCUGCCAGGAAGAGCAAGACAGCCAUUCAAUAUAUAUUUGAACAAGCCGCUCGAAUCCUACGAAAAGAAGCCCUUACCACGCGAGCAGAGUCCCUCAACGCUAAAACGGCUUCUAUGAAAAUGAUUGCCGCGCUUUGCACUCAUAUUGAUGCCUCAACGGUGGUGCCAUAUCUACAAACUAUCCUGCUUCCUCUUAUACAUUUGACCGACACUUCAAUUCCGGCACCACGAUCCUCAGAUGAGAUUUUCCAGAAUACUUACAAGUCUUUGGUGUCGAGUAGUCAGGAGGUAUUAGAUAUACUACAGAAGAAACUAGGAACUACGGACUUUGUGGCACACAUAAGUGAGGCGCGGGAGCGGGUAAAGGAGAGGAGGGAAGGACGCAGAGUCAAGCGAAGGAUAGAGGCCGUCACUGCACCAGAGAAGGUUGGCCGUGACAAGAGGCGCAAACAUGAUCGAAAGAGAGAAAAGAGAAAAGAAAGAGUGUUGGAAAACAGAAACCGUCGACAUGAACUCUGA